AUGACGAUCUCUUCGGCUCUCACUUCCCCCACACGCGAACGAAAGCCCAUUGGAGGACCUCUGGCGUGGCACCAGGACAGCUUUUCUGAUCCAUCAGUCUACACUAUUGAUCUAGCGAAAGACAGGCUCCAUAUUGACAAUGCUCUUGAGUACCUACUCGACUUAGGUCUCGACCCUGAGGAAAUUGACCACACUCGAUUCCCCUUGCCUUCGAGCGUUGUCGACAAGCUUCAGCAAUGUGCGCAUACCAUCCAUGAGGGUGUUGGCUUCUGUGUGCUUCGCGGCGCCACUUCAUGCUACUCUGUCGAGGAUAGUGUGACUGUCUUAUUAGGCAUUACAUCCUACAUAGGUGACCAAAGAGGCCUCCAGAACAAGCAGGGACACAUGUUGUCGCACAUUACCGAAUCCAAGGGAUGGAAGGUUCCUCGCAAAGAGAGGCAUGGAAUACACUCAAACGCCUCAUUGCCAUUUCACACAGACAUGGGAACAGACAUUAUCGCUCUUCAUGUUCGCGGCUGCUCUGCUGAAGGAGGCAAUACAUAUGUCUCUUCAGCGUCAUCGGUCUUCAACGAUCUUCUUUCCUGCCCCGGCGCUCUUCAGACCUUGCUGGAACCCAAUUGGCCGAUCCAAAUUUCUAAAAGACAGGCCCGAACUACCUGCGUGGUCAGAUCAUUAUUGGAACCAGAAUGGCCUGCAGCUCCCUGCCGAUACAUCCAGGCGCCUCUCUUAACGUUCCAUCAGGGACGACUACUGGUCAGCGUUGACCCAGCUCGGCUAGGACCCCAGUCCUCGCCCCGUGGCUCAGAUAAGGUGCCGGUCCCAGAUCUGAGCUUUGAUCAGAGGGCAGCACUCGACGCCUUGAAAGCAGCCUGUCACAGAAAUCGAGUCCGCAUUGAAGCUCAGCCUGGAGAUAUCAUCCUCAUCAAUAACUGGGCGCUCUUGCACAGUCGGGACGCAUAUUUAGACACUGAAUUACACACACGUCACCUUGUCAGACUGUGGCUGCGGAAUUCCAAAUUGGGCUGGUCCAUCCCUACGAGUAUGUCUGUUCCUUGGCAGACUGCCUACGGCGAUGACCCAGUUGACCGAAUCUUCCCCGUGGUACCCACGGACGUAUACCCUACACUAAAGUAUACGGCCGGUUCAGCUGCAUUUGUCCUUGAGGAUAGUGAUGGGGAAUGAUGGUGCUCCUUUCUUUAGCUACUCUACUUUUGCUCUCUCUCUCUAUUUUGUCUCACUUUCAAUCACUCUUUCCUCAAAGCAACGACGAGGUUCCCCCCCUGUAUUCAACAGGUACGAACUGAUUAACUUAGUAGGAUGCACAUAUGGCGGAGGACGCUUGAGAAAUACAGUCGCGCUGAAAAAUGGGUUUGUGGAAAUGUACUUUCUUGCGAUUGGCGCAUUGUUGCACAUGUAAAUGCUGUCAGACUCUUGGGCUCCGUCCUAGCAGAUGAAUGAUGUCGCUUCAUGCCAUUUUGGGCACCUGUGUGCAUCUAUAUCCAGACCAUGACAGGCGGGACGGCCCUCGUUUCAGGCAGGUUUAGGGUAUGUCAUACCCGAAAUCUGACAGUUACAAUGAAGCGAGAUACUGCCGUCAAGUGCUUAUAGCAGGCUCGGAGACGGCACCCGUAAUUGUGCCAAGGUUGUCAUGUUCCACGAAGCCCUGCCUGGAAGGUCUCCCAACAAUGACCAUCAAAUAACAUCAGAGAGAAAUGAACCCGCCUCGAGCCAUAGAAAUCUGUUUUCGGACCUAUCCUCAUCAUUGACUGCCGACAAGGAGCCCAGAGUACUCACCGAUUGGUGGGCUUUCCACAGAAUGGGUGUGGACUGUGAGCGACGUGAUGAUGUGCAUCCCCUGCCUGCUGAAGAAACCCACCCCCUCCACUUCUCCCCUCCAUACAUUC
Messenger RNA from Verticillium alfalfae VaMs.102, 1904 nucleotides. RefSeq names its product taurine catabolism dioxygenase TauD. Gene Ontology annotation, molecular function: oxidoreductase activity. Bases 1 to 1182 code for a protein of 393 amino acids. NCBI's taxonomy places the organism in Eukaryota, Fungi, Ascomycota, Sordariomycetes, Glomerellales, Plectosphaerellaceae. The record is from RefSeq and is a predicted model, not a curated record. The transcript has 2 exons.